This is a messenger RNA of Aspergillus chevalieri, 324 nucleotides long. RefSeq lists its product as uncharacterized. The transcript has a single exon. The record is from RefSeq and is a predicted model, not a curated record. NCBI's taxonomy places the organism in Eukaryota, Fungi, Ascomycota, Eurotiomycetes, Eurotiales, Aspergillaceae. The coding region runs from base 1 to 324 and encodes 107 amino acids.
AUGCCUCAUUCUGUGCAUUCUGCUUCUUCUUUGGAGGAUGGAUCUGGUGAUCCUCUCCAAGGCUCACUUACCGGUCUUUCCUUGACGGAUACUCGUGAGACGGAGACGGUCGCAAGCGAUCCGGUGCAAUCGAUUGAGGACCUGACGCGGGAUGUGAUUCCGCAGCAUCUUGCCAGACUCCAGCAAUCGCGGCGAUUCACGCUCGACGAGACUGACGCUCUCUACGUCCAAGGGCGGCAUUUCCAGGGGAAAUGGAGAGUUUCGGAAGAGGGUUCCUCAAUUGGAAGGCAUUACUGUCCGGUUGGGUCGAUUUCCCAGCUGUGA